GCCAAGUUGGGCAUCUUUGGGAGACCGCUGAGCGCAACGUGGGGAGCGAAUUCAGGGACCGAUGAUGUGGCGAGUGUCACUUCCGAUACUUCUGUUGCUGCUGAGGCGCGGGGCCCAGGGGAAGCCAUCCCCUGACGCUGGCCCUCAUGGCCAGGGAAGGGUGCACAAGGGGACCCCUCUGAGCGAGGCCCCCCACGAUGACGCCCACGGGAACUUCCAGUACGACCACGAGGCGUUUCUGGGACAGGAUGUGGCCAAGGAAUUCGACCAGCUCAGCCCGGAGGAAAGCCAAGCCCGCCUGGGGCGGAUCGUGGACCGCAUGGACCGCGCGGGAGAUGGAGACGGCUGGGUGUCGCUGGCUGAGCUCCGCUCAUGGAUCGCGCACACGCAGCAGCGGCACAUCCGCGACUCUGUGAGCGCGGCGUGGGACACGUAUGACACGGACCGGGACGGGCGCGUGGGUUGGGAGGAGCUGCGCAAUGCCACCUAUGGCCAUUACGCGCCUGGGGAAGAAUUCCAUGAUGUGGAAGAUGCUGAGACAUACAAGAAGAUGCUAGCUCGGGAUGAGCGGCGAUUCCAGGUGGCUGACCAGGACGGGGACUCAAUGGCCACUAGGGAGGAGCUGACAGCCUUCCUGCAUCCUGAGGAGUUCCCUCACAUGCGGGACAUCGUAAUUGCAGAGACCCUGGAGGACCUGGACAAGAACAAAGACGGCUAUGUCCAAGUGGAGGAGUAUAUUGCGGAUCUCUACACGGAGGAACCUGGGGAGGAGGAGCCAGCCUGGGUGCAGACUGAGCGGCAGCAAUUCCAAGAGUUCCGGGACCUGAACAAGGAUGGGCGGCUGGACAGCAGUGAAGUUGGCCACUGGGUGCUGCCCCAGACCCAGGACCAGCCCCUGGUGGAGGCCAACCACCUGCUGCAUGAGAGCGAUACCAACAAGGAUGGCCGUCUGAGCAAAGCUGAGAUCCUGGACAACUGGAACAUGUUCGUGGGGAGCCAGGCUACCAACUACGGGGAGGACCUGACACGGCACCACGAUGAGCUCUAAUCCCUGUGGUCACUCCAACUUGUAACCCUGUAACCCCAUGGGCUACGUACAGACUGUCCUGCCUGGCCACCUCCUCUCUGCAGAGUGCAGACUCAGCCCCAGUUCCUGGCCCCUGGACGCUCUGGAACCCUCAUGUCAAUUCAAUUUCUCUUCUUGAGCCCCCCAACACACAUCGGCCCAGCACUCUGAGAGACCUGAAAGAUUGUAGACACCCAUUCCUAUUGGCACCAUUCCCCUACACAGACCCAGCCCCCAAUCUGAGCCUCAGCCUCCUGGAUUGACCAGCCCUUGGCCCUCCUGGCCCAAUGUUGCCUGGCACCUCCAGCUGCCAGGGAGGCAAUAAAAGCCAUUGCUGGGCCA
This is a messenger RNA of Jaculus jaculus (lesser Egyptian jerboa), 1408 nucleotides long. It is a transcript of the gene Rcn3, whose product is annotated as reticulocalbin 3. The record is from RefSeq and is a predicted model, not a curated record. Gene Ontology annotation, molecular function: calcium ion binding. The transcript has 7 exons. Lineage: Eukaryota; Metazoa; Chordata; Mammalia; Rodentia; Dipodidae. Bases 62 to 1048 code for a protein of 328 amino acids. Gene Ontology annotation, cellular component: endoplasmic reticulum.